Oryza brachyantha (malo sina) is the source of this 679-nucleotide messenger RNA. Its product is annotated as coiled-coil domain-containing protein 12-like. The coding region runs from base 14 to 526 and encodes 170 amino acids. The record is from RefSeq and is a predicted model, not a curated record. Lineage: Eukaryota; Viridiplantae; Streptophyta; Magnoliopsida; Poales; Poaceae. Gene Ontology annotation, cellular component: post-mRNA release spliceosomal complex; U2-type spliceosomal complex. The transcript has 6 exons.
GCUGCCGCUCUCCAUGACCGCCUGCUCGCCCUUCGCGCUGCCAAGGACCUCCUCUCCACCACCGUCGGACACCACCAAUAAAAAUGGGAACCAUGACACCAUAGCACAACAACUGGAGAAUCCAACUUUACCAGCUCCCCUGCACACACCUGAGGUUGAGGAGGCCUCAAAGGAGAACAUUACCCCCCGUGAGGACUCUGACAAAGUUAACGAUGAUGAUGAUAUCCCAGCCAUGAAGUUCAGAAACUACCUUCCUCAUGACGAGCAACUUCGGGGUGGUAAGCUGGCUCCAGUUUCCCUUCCAAAGUUUGAAGAUCCAAUUUCUGCUGAAACUGCAGAGCCAAAGCAACUGGAGGACCCUUUUGGAAACAUAGCACCAAAGAAUCCAAAUUGGGAUCUGAAACGAGACGUGCAGAAGAGGAUCGACAAACUCGAGAAGCGCACGCAGAAAGCACUGGCUGAGAUUGCAGUGGAGCAACAAAGGGAGAAAGAAGCACUGGAGGAAGGAAGCGAUGCCCAAGAUUGAGACAUCAAGUUAGUGUGUUAUGCUUGUGAACAUGGAAAACCGUAAAAACUUGGUUGCAUCUCAAUUGUGCUUAGAUUCUGAUGGUUACCUAACAAGCAGUUUAAAGUGGCUGUGGUGCAGACCUAGCUUGCGUCAAGCCGUCAACAGGCUGCC